UCUUGUAGACUGUCAAUCUUUUUGUUGACAAGUGGAAAUUGAAAAAUAAUCUUAUAUUUUAUCAAAAUUUUAGUGAUACACCUACACAAAUAUGUUUACCUUUCAUAAUAAUUAAAUAAAUAUUGCAAUGAACGUUAAACACGACAAGUAUGUCUAGUGAUAGUGACUCCGAUGAAUUUUACGAUGCGGAAGAUAUUUCGCCCAGAAGUACAAGGAAACUUAAGAAAUCUAUAAAAGAGAAUAAUAUCACAAAAAGGGCUAGUUCAGAACCAAACAUAUCAGGUAUUCAAGAAGAUAAAAAUUUUGAUGUGAAUUGUCAGGAGAAUGAUAAAUUGAAGCAGAUAUCUGAAGAUAGAGUAAAAGAAGUAUCAGUGGGUGGUAGAAAGAGAUUUAAAGAACUUCGUCAGAGGUUACAGGAUGAUGAUGAUUAUCAAACGGGGAACAUUACACCACCGAAUAGUCAAAAUUCAUCGGUGGAAGGAGUAUUUGCAGUAACAAGCAGAGCUACGCAUCCUUUUCGGAUUAUAGAACAAGAUACUGUCAGUUUACAGAGCCUUAAUUCUCUAGGACGAAUUGGAAGAAUUUUAGGGGGUGUACAAGAUAACGAUCCCGUAAAGAAAACAUCAGUUUCAGCUUUGUCUUCCAGUUCUUUGGAUUCAGAAUCAACACAAAGUUCAAACAAACAAUAUUCUCAGUAUCCCAGUACGCUCACUUUAUCUCCAGAUUUAUCUGCAGGUAUACCACAAGCGAGCCCUUCCGAAAAAGCAUGUCUUCCGUUGCAAGAACCCGAUGUUAUUGCUAGCACAAAAUCAUCACAAAAAAAUUUCGAUUGUUUACAAUCUAACACGUCGACUGGUGUAGAUGCACCCAUUGCUCCACCUAGACGUAAAAAGAAAAAUAAAGUACCGACAACGACACUGGCACUCACAAAAUCGGUUUCUAGCACUAAUUUCGAAUCUACUGACCUAGCUAGCCCUGCUACUACUAUAGAAUCAUUAACAAGAGAAUUUGAACAUUCUUUAGAGCGACUACCAUCGGUGAAAUCAACGAAAUCCGAAAAAAUAUUACAGAGCGAUCAACAAAGUCGAAGUUCCACUUUACGUUCCGGUCAUUCUCUGGAUAUCAGACAAGCCAUAAAAGGACAAUUCGUUGUUAAACCGCAGGAUAACGAAAGUCUAAAAGCUCGCCACAGUGAUAAUCAGGAUAAAUUGAUAGUUUCUAUUGAGAAGAAUAACGUUAGUAGUAGUCCCAGGGGGUCCGGUAAUAGAAGUAGUGUAGGACAUUACAGUUUGGGGCCUCAUAGAGGUACGCAUCAAAAUGAUAGUAAACAUUCAUCGAGAGAACGUAGAAAAUCAGCAGGCGACGAAAAUUUCCUCAAAAACCUCACGACUCACGUUCGAACGCAUACGGAUUCAGGAAAGCAACUUUCUGAUUUGGAAAUAUUGGAACAAGUCACCGUACUCAAUUUGGAUACAGGCGAAAGGGUACCACUGAGCGUCGCCGAAGAUAAAUUACCCCAAUGUAUUAAUCCUCUUUCUUUACAUAUAAUGAGGAUCACAUCGGAGUACGUCAGUAGUUCUAGUAUGGAAAAAGAUAAAGAUACCGAUGAAGAAAGCGAGGAUAAAAAAUCCGAGAUACCUGUAGUGGAAGAGAACGAUACGGAAGUUGGCGGUAUAAGACAGAAAACUGCCAAAUUGAAGAGGUUCUUGGGGUCUACCGUUAAAAAAACGAUGCACAAAGCUAAAUCUAUAGCUCAAGAAGUUUCCCAUGCCAGACAUAAGGAAGACGUUAUCGAUAUUGUGGAUAACGUUCAUCCCGGAGAGCAGUGUUGUAAAUUGAAGGCUUCCAAUUCUCAUAAGGGACCGUACGAAUUUGAAAAAGUUGAGCAUGUUCAAGAGCUCAAUGACGAUCAACACGAAGGACCCAUAUGGUGUAUGAAAUUUUCCUGUUGUGGAAGAUUGUUGGCUACAGCUGGACAGGAUAAAAUUUUAAGGAUAUGGGUCGUCAGAGAUGCGUAUCCAUUUUUUCAGGAUAUGAGAACAAAAUACAACGCCGAAAAAGUUUCGCCUACGCCUUCCCAAGAAUCUCUCGUCUCCCAUCAUUCCGCCGAAGUUUCCCAUCACGUCGCCUACGAAGGAAUGUCCGCCGAGGAAGCUAGCAAAUUAACGUUCAUGCCGAAACCGUUUUGCACUUACACCGGCCACACUUCCGAUCUCCUCGACGUAUCUUGGUCGAAAAAUUAUUUCAUAUUAUCAUCUUCCAUGGAUAAGACUGUCAGAUUGUGGCAUAUCUCUAGGAAAGAAUGUCUUUGCUGUUUUCAACAUAUCGAUUUCGUUACCGCCAUCGUUUUCCAUCCUAGAGACGACAGAUAUUUCCUCAGCGGUUCAUUGGACGGAAAAUUGAGAUUGUGGAACAUACCCGACAAAAAAGUGGCGGUAUGGAACGAAGUGGAAGGCAAUACGAAAUUGAUAACGGCAGCGAAUUUUUGUCAGAACGGCAAAUUCGCCGUAGUCGGUACAUACGACGGGCGUUGCAUAUUUUACAUAACAGAUCAAUUGAAAUAUCACACUCAAAUACACGUUCGUUCUUCUAGAGGGCGCAACGCCGUCGGUAGAAAGAUCAGCGGAAUCGAACCGAUGCCGGGCGAAGACAAAAUUUUGGUUACGUCAAACGACAGCAGAAUCAGACAGUACGAUUUGAGGGAUCUGAACGUUUCUUGUAAAUAUAAAGGAUAUGUGAAUAUGAGUAGCCAAAUCAAAGCGAGUUUUAGUCACGACGGAAAAUAUAUAAUAAGCGGAUCGGAAAAUAGGGAUAUUUACAUUUGGAAAACGAAUCACGAUUACGCGAAAUUUUCCUCGGUGCGCAGAGACAGAAACGACUUUUGGGAAGCUAUCAAAGCCCACAACGCUACAGUAACUUGUGCCAUUUUCGCACCGAAUCCGGACGCCAUUAUCGAAAUGAUGGAGGAAAGUCGGAGGCAGCUAAAACAAGAAGAAGAUGCCGAUAAAAAGAUCGAAGAUCCGAUGGUGGAACAACAUACCAAAGGUUGCGGUGGCUACGUCUUAAUAUCAGCAGACUUUAACGGUUGCAUUAAGGUUUUUGUUAAUAAGACGAAACCCAAACAUAGUUCAUUACCGGUAUCAGCGAUGGCGUGAUUCCAUUACAUAUAAAAAAAUAUUGAGAGCAAUAGAGAAUAUCUAAAAAUUUCUUAUCGAGUUCCAUAUUCUAUGAUCCACAGUAUGUUCGAUAUAGAUAUUCUUUGUUGUUUUUAAAAUUUUGUCGAAUGUGUUUUGUGGCCGAAAUACCAAGUUUUGGUUCCUAUUUUAAUAUUUUGACUAAAUUUUGUUUUUUUUGCAAGUAAUUGAUUCAAAUCGAAUUUUUUUAAAUAGAAUAACAGAUGUAAUAUAUUUUUUAAAUAGUUUUUAGUCUGAUUUAAUAAUUUUUAUUUGAAAAAAAAAUUAUACUGCUUUUUACAGAGGCUUGCGAUAUCGGUUGUACCUAUUAUUUUGUUGUGUAUAAUUUACUGUUAAUACAAUAUAUUAAAACCAUU
Diorhabda sublineata is the source of this 3550-nucleotide messenger RNA. Its product is annotated as WD repeat-containing protein 44. The transcript has 10 exons. Gene Ontology annotation, molecular function: protein binding. The record is from RefSeq and is a predicted model, not a curated record. The coding region runs from base 150 to 3155 and encodes 1001 amino acids. Lineage: Eukaryota; Metazoa; Arthropoda; Insecta; Coleoptera; Chrysomelidae.